Lytechinus variegatus (green sea urchin) is the source of this 822-nucleotide messenger RNA. RefSeq lists its product as uncharacterized. The transcript has 2 exons. NCBI's taxonomy places the organism in Eukaryota, Metazoa, Echinodermata, Echinoidea, Temnopleuroida, Toxopneustidae. The coding region runs from base 331 to 822 and encodes 163 amino acids. The record is from RefSeq and is a predicted model, not a curated record.
UCACAUAGCCCGGCCGGUGUCCGGCAUCGGUGGAGCUCGGUGGAUUUUUGAGGUGUCGCCGAGCUCCCCUCAUCGGUGGCAUAGCUCGGUGACGUGACCGGGCUCCGUCCGGAAAUCUACAGGCGACCGACCAAACACCGGCCGAUGACCGUCCGGAGUCUGUCUCAAAAGUGGAGAUUUUUUUCGGCCGAUGUGGCAGCAACUACCGGCCGAUGUCCGGCCGAUGGUCGGCCGGACAUCGGGGGGUAUACGGCCGGUACCCGAGCAGGUUAAAGGACACCGUGCGAUCACCGGCCGGGUUGUUAACGGGCUUCGAACACUGCCCGGCCGAUGUUCGGCCGGUGUACCUCGGACUUGGGGGGCCGAUGGUCAGCUAUUCCAUACCUGUAUAUAUAUGUCCACCCUACCUGGAAUGGUCAGUUCAUCACUAUGGCUGCACCGAGAAGACUACGAAUGGCGUUGUUAGAACACGAGCUAGCUCAGGCGAGGUUCCAGUACAACUUGGUCCUGGCAGCACUGCUCGAAGAAGCCGAGAGGGAGCGACAGAGGGCCGGCAGAAGAAUAAGACGUUGGUGGGUGCGCGAGUGGAUCCUACGCAGACCUCGUUUCGGCCAGUAUGAGACGCUCAUGAGGGAACUCGAGGCCGAGCACGCUGCCGACUUCAAAUCCUACCUCCGCAUGGUGCCACAGAUGUUCUAUGAGUUGCUUGACCGAGUUGGCCCCCGCAUUGCCAAGACCACAACGCAUCGAACCCCCCUUGGAUCCUGGGCUGAAGCUGGCGAUCACCUUGAGGUUCUUGGCGACCGGAAGCAGCUAUCAUGA